UGCUGAGCAUCGCCGGGAGCCUGAGCCGAGGUUGGCCGGCGCGCCGGGCCAUGUAGCGGAGGCCGUGGCGGAGUCCCGAGCCGAGGCAGCGCCCCCUGCGAGGCAGCUGGCGAUGUCCCGGGUCCUGUGAACGGUGCGGCCCACCGGGACGCGCGCGCGGCACCCAACACCCAGACGCGACAGCGCGGCCAGCGCGGCCAGGGCUGCUCAGCGCGGUGCGGGGACACGCACUCGGGCCCACUUGGGCUGGCGCUGACGUCUAAGAUGUUCCCGACGAGGUGGCAUGGACCUGCGGUGGGGUGCCUCUGGGGCUUGUGCUGGCUAGCGCUGGCCUUCUGCAAGGCUGCCUUCGCCUGCCCCGCGUCCUGCCAGUGCAGCGCCUCUAGAAUCUGGUGCAGCGACGCUUCUCCGGGCAUCGUGGCAUUUCCCCGAUUGGACGCUAACAAUGCAGACCCCGAGAACAUAACCGAAAUUUACAUUGCAAAUCAGAAGAGAUUAGAAAUCAUCAAUGAAGGUGAUCUUGAAGCUUACGUGGGAUUGAAAAAUCUGACAGUUGUGGAUUCUGGAUUAAAAGUUGUGGCUCAUAAAGCAUUCCUGAAAAAUGGUGAUUUACAGCACAUCAAUUUUACCCGAAAUAAACUGACAAGCUUGUCUAGGAAACAUUUUCGUCAUCUUGAAUUGUCUGAACUGAUCCUGGUUGGCAAUCCAUUUACAUGCUCCUGUGAUAUUAUGUGGAUCAAGACUCUUCAGGAGACUAAAUCCAAUCCAGAAACUCAGGAUUUGUACUGCGUAAAUGAAAGGAAUAAGAAUAUUCCCCUGACAAGCCUGCAGAUACCCAAUUGUGGAUUGCCAUCUGCAAAUCUGGCUGCACCCAACCUUACAGUGGAAGAAGGAACAUCUGUCAUCUUAUCUUGUAAUGUUGCAGGCGAUCCAGUCCCAAAUCUGUACUGGGAUGUUGGUAAUCUGAUUUCCAAACAUAUGAAUGAAACAAGCCACACACAGGGAUCCUUAAGGAUAACUAACAUUUCAUCUGAUGACAGUGGAAAACAAAUCUCGUGUGUGGCAGAAAAUAUUGUAGGAGAAGAUCAAGAUUCUGUCAACCUCACUGUACAUUUUGCUCCAACUAUCACAUUUCUCGAAUCUCCAACCUCAGACCACCACUGGUGCAUUCCAUUCACUGUGAAAGGCAACCCCAAACCAACGCUUCAGUGGUUCUAUAAAGGGGCCAUAUUGAACGAGUCCAAAUACAUCUGUACCAAAAUCCAUGUUACCAAUCAUACGGAAUACCAUGGCUGCCUCCAGCUGGAUAAUCCCACUCACGUGAAUAAUGGGGACUACAAGUUAGUAGCCAAGAAUGAGUAUGGGAAGGAUGAAAAACAGAUUUUUGCUCACUUCAUGCGCUGGCCUGGAAAUGGAGGUGAAAGCUCAAAUUACUCUGAUCUAUUUUAUGACCCAGAUUAUGGGACGGCAGCAAGUGACUUUGGGGACUCCACAAAUGGAAGUAAUGAAAUCCCUCCUGAUGAUAAAAGAGAUCGUGAACAUCUCUCGGUCUAUGCUGUGGUAGUAAUUGCAUCUGUGGUGGGAUUCUGUCUCGUAGUAAUGCUCUUUUUGCUGAAAUUGGCAAGACAUUCCAAGUUUGGCAUGAAAGGUCCAGCCUCGGUUAUCAGCAAUGAUGAUGACUCUGCUAGCCCACUCCACCACAUCUCCAAUGGGAGUAAUACCCCUUCAUCUUCGGAGGGCGGCCCUGAUGCUGUCAUUAUUGGAAUGACCAAGAUCCCUGUCAUUGAAAAUCCCCAGUACUUUGGCAUCACCAAUAGUCAGCUCAAGCCAGACACAUUUGUUCAGCAUAUCAAGCGCCACAACAUCGUUCUGAAAAGGGAGCUAGGCGAAGGAGCCUUUGGAAAAGUCUUCCUAGCAGAAUGUUACAACCUCUGUCCAGAACAGGACAAGAUCUUGGUGGCAGUAAAGACUCUAAAAGACGCCAGUGACAAUGCGCGCAAAGAUUUUCACCGCGAGGCCGAGCUGUUGACCAACCUCCAGCAUGAACACAUCGUCAAGUUCUAUGGUGUCUGCGUAGAGGGGGACCCCCUCAUUAUGGUCUUUGAGUACAUGAAACAUGGGGACCUCAACAAGUUCCUCAGGGCGCAUGGACCUGACGCUGUGCUCAUGGCUGAGGGCAACCCCCCAACAGAGCUGACUCAGUCUCAGAUGCUGCACAUUGCCCAGCAGAUCGCCGCUGGCAUGGUCUACCUGGCAUCCCAGCACUUUGUACACCGAGACCUGGCCACCCGGAACUGCCUGGUCGGGGAGAACCUACUGGUGAAAAUUGGGGACUUUGGCAUGUCCCGGGAUGUGUACAGCACUGACUACUACAGGGUUGGUGGCCACACAAUGCUGCCCAUUCGCUGGAUGCCUCCAGAGAGCAUCAUGUACAGGAAGUUCACCACAGAAAGUGAUGUCUGGAGUCUGGGAGUCGUGUUGUGGGAGAUCUUUACAUACGGCAAGCAACCCUGGUACCAGCUAUCAAACAAUGAGGUGAUAGAAUGCAUUACUCAGGGCCGAGUCUUGCAACGACCUCGAACAUGCCCCCAGGAAGUCUAUGAGUUGAUGCUGGGGUGCUGGCAGCGGGAACCCCACAUGAGGAAGAACAUCAAGGGCAUCCACACCCUCCUGCAGAACUUGGCCAAGGCAUCUCCAGUCUACCUGGAUAUUCUAGGCUAGAGCCCUGUCUCCCAGACCUACCCUUCCCAAAGCACCUACUCAGAUGGCCAAGAGGAUGAACAUCUUGUAACUGCCACUGGAUGCCACCAACAUGUUGUUCUUCACUCUGACAGUAUUAACCACAGAGAUGCAGAGUAAAGCUUUCAGAGGGAAGCAAUGUGGACUUCUCAUUGUAGACACAGUAUGGACUUCUUUUUGGCAUUCUCUCUCUCUCCUUUUCCAUCUCCCUUGGUUUGCUCCCUAUUUUUGUCUUUUAUCUGUUCUUUUUACUUUGUUUUUAAGUCUUCCCAGCUUCACAGAUUUUAUCCUUUCUUUUAAAACCAAUCUGGCUUCUGCAUUACUCUAAACUCUGCAUAGACAAAGGCCUUAACAAACCUAAUUUGUUAUAUCAGCAGACUCUCCAGUUUGCCCACCACAACUAACAAUGCCUUGUUGAAUUCCUGCCUUUGAUGUGGAUGAAUAAAAGGGAAACAAAUAUUUGACUUAAACUUUGUCACUUCUGCUGUACAGACAUAGAGAGUUUCUUUGGAUUCACUUCUAUUUAUUUAUUAUUAUUAUUAUUACUGUUGUUAUUAUUACUGUUUUUUUUGGAUGGCUUCAGUCUGUGUGUGAAAAAGGAAAACUUUGUGUUCAAUCUGGGAAACCUUUAUGGGAGAUUAAAGUCAGAGAGAAAGAAGAUUUAUUGUAACCCACACUCUACAUGGGAUCACAGCUAUCACUGGGAUCAGCUGCUAUUUGCCCCUACUUGGGAAAAGCCCAGCAACUGUCAGCUGAGAAGAAUGUAUCCUGGAACUUCCCCUGAGAACUUUUCUGAGGAGCAAAGACUGUUGCACUUUGUGCCAUGGACUCUUCUCUUCCCAUGAGCAGAAGCACUAGAGAACAGCAAAGAGAGAGAUGGCUUCCGUGACACACAAGAUGGCGCAUCACAGACUCAUUGGUCUUGUCCUUGUAGGUCACGGUGAUGGCACUGGUUUGCUUUUCAAGUGUUACCCACUGAG
Sorex fumeus (smoky shrew) is the source of this 3719-nucleotide messenger RNA. It is a transcript of the gene NTRK2, whose product is annotated as neurotrophic receptor tyrosine kinase 2. The record is from RefSeq and is a predicted model, not a curated record. NCBI's taxonomy places the organism in Eukaryota, Metazoa, Chordata, Mammalia, Eulipotyphla, Soricidae. Gene Ontology annotation, biological process: regulation of phosphatidylinositol 3-kinase/protein kinase B signal transduction; multicellular organism development; positive regulation of kinase activity. The transcript is spliced from 17 exons. The coding region runs from base 265 to 2721 and encodes 818 amino acids. Gene Ontology annotation, molecular function: ATP binding; brain-derived neurotrophic factor receptor activity; brain-derived neurotrophic factor binding. Gene Ontology annotation, cellular component: axon; signaling receptor complex; plasma membrane.